CGCACCGUAAAGAAUUUCUUAUCUUCUUUCUCAACCGUAGAACUCGAAAGAAUGCAAGACAAAACGGAAAUUGAACGAAAGAAACGUACUUCAUGGACUUCACACCACCGUAUUAGGAUAUGGCGAGCUUGGUGUUGCCUUCAAACGGUGCGCACGUUAGCUUCAGGAGGUCACGGUCGGCGGCUUGUGUCAGGAAUGGUGGGAGGCAGAGAAUGACGGUGAGAUGCGGGAUCGGGGAUCUGAUAGGAGGGGAUCUGGCGAAGCUGGAUCUGGGCCGUUGGUUGGACGACGUGGAGAAGCACAAGGCGCUGGCGAUAUACACCCCGCACGAGGGAGGGUACGAGGGGCGCUAUCUUACGCGGCUGAGGUACCAGGGCUACAAAUUCCUGGAUCUCUCUGCUCGAGGGCUUGGCGAUCCCGAAACUACCCUUACCAAGAUCCACCCCGUCUGCCCUGCCCACUUAGGAAGGCAGCCCAUCGCAAGAUGGUAUUUCCCGCCAGAGGUUGAUUACAGACUAUCUUUGCUACCUUCCAAUGCCAAAGGGCUUGUGGUCUGGAUCAUUGAAGCUAAGGUUCUAUCAAAAGCUGAGCUGCAGUUCCUAGCAUUGCUUCCAAGCCUCCGCCCCAAAGUCAAGGUCAUUGCUGAAUGUGGAAACUGGAGAAAAGUCAUGUGGAAACCACUCAAAGAAAUUGCAGGACUAACUCAAGAUGGUGCAUCAUCUCCAGUCUCAACUCAAGGAAUGUCCUAAGAACUUCAUAUAUGUUAAAGGAAGAUGCAUGUAACAAUGGAAAAUAAAAAAUUCUAUGAGUUCUUACUAUCACGUACUUGUAAUUAUUAUCUUGGCUGUGUAAUCCAAUCAGUCCAUUGAAUUUGUAAAAAUUACAAAGUUGUAGCUUC
Messenger RNA from Magnolia sinica, 898 nucleotides. Its product is annotated as NAD(P)H-quinone oxidoreductase subunit N, chloroplastic. The transcript has 4 exons. NCBI's taxonomy places the organism in Eukaryota, Viridiplantae, Streptophyta, Magnoliopsida, Magnoliales, Magnoliaceae. The coding region runs from base 120 to 749 and encodes 209 amino acids. The record is from RefSeq and is a predicted model, not a curated record. Gene Ontology annotation, molecular function: oxidoreductase activity, acting on NAD(P)H, quinone or similar compound as acceptor. Gene Ontology annotation, cellular component: membrane.